AUGUUGUGGCACCACGAAUGUAGCCGUUGCGUUCGCGUCGUGAGUCAAACGAACCAGUCGCGUAGUGUCACCGGGAGGAGAGGACACGCUCGCUUGCGUCAAAUCGUUCGUCGUCGUUCGUUGAAUACUUACGUGUUUUUCCUGAUGGCCUCAAAAAGAAACAAAUUGAGCAGAGGCAAGCCAACAUCUUUGUUUCGAGAUGAUGAAUCUAACCACGAUCCAUAUUUUGACGAUGAUGGUGAAUAUGGUUCAGACCACAAUUACGAGCUCGCUGAUGAAGGUGAAGAUAGCAGCAGUGACUACAGUGAAAUUUUCGAUGUUCAUAGAAGUCGAUUUGAACGGAAUAGACAAAGAAUUGGGUCUAAAAGCGAGAAGUCGUAUCAUAGUUCUGCUGGCGAUCAAAGCGAUAAUGGCGAGCAGUUAGACCAGAAUUCUGUUAAUGAAAGAAGCUUUGAUGAAACCGAACAUUAUUCCGACAUAAGCGAUUGUAGCAUUUUCGAUCACUAUCAAAUUUAA
Molecule: messenger RNA, 516 nt
Organism: Parnassius apollo (apollo)
Lineage: Eukaryota; Metazoa; Arthropoda; Insecta; Lepidoptera; Papilionidae
Source: the annotation of a GenBank genome assembly